GACGUCACUCCCGGCUCGCGGUGACGUCACUGCCGCCGCUGCCUGGCGCGGGGCGCGCGCGGGACCGAGGGGGGAGCGGGCGCGGCUCCGUGAGGGCUCCGUGAGGGGAGCGGGCACGGCUCCGUGAGGGCUCCGUGACGGCUCCGGCAUGUUUCAGACCUUGUACAGCUGUUUUUGGUGGGAACGGCUCUGGCUCCCGGCAAACCUCACCUGGGCUGACCUGGAGGACCGGGAUGGGCGAGUCUAUGCCAAAGCCUCUGACCUGUACAUCACCCUCCCCUUGGCCUUCCUCUUCCUCGUUGUCCGGCACCUCUUUGAGACGUACGUGGCCACCCCCCUGGCCGGGCUCCUGAACGUCAAGGAGAAGGUCCGGUUAAAAGCCACCCCCAACGCCGUGCUGGAGAAGUUCUACGCUGCCACCAGCAAACACCCCAAGCAGGCCGACGUGGAGGUGCUGGCCAAGAGGAGCGGCUGCACCGUGCGCCAGGUCGAGCGCUGGUUCCGCCGCCGCCGCAACCAGGACCGGCCCAGCCUGCUCAAGAAAUUCCGGGAGGCCAGUUGGAGAUUCACCUUUUACCUUAUUGCUUUCAUUGCUGGCAUGGCUGUCAUAGUGGAUAAACCCUGGUUCUACGACCUGCGGGAGGUGUGGAAGGGAUACCCCAUCCAGAGCAUUCUGCCCUCCCAGUACUGGUACUACAUGAUCGAGCUCUCCUUCUACUGGUCCCUGCUCUUCAGCAUCGCCUCCGACGUCAAGCGCAAGGACUUCAAAGAGCAGAUCAUCCACCACGUGGCCACCAUCAUCCUCAUCAGCUUCUCCUGGUUUGCCAACUACGUCCGCGCCGGGACGCUCAUCAUGGCCCUGCACGACUCCUCGGAUUAUCUGCUGGAGUCUGCCAAGAUGUUCAACUACGCCGGCUGGAGGAACACCUGCAACAACAUCUUCAUCGUCUUCGCCGCCGUCUUCAUCAUCACCCGCCUGGUCAUCCUGCCCUUCUGGAUCAUGCACUGCACCAUGUUCUAUCCGCUGGAGCUCUACCCCGCCUUCUUUGGUUACUACUUCUUCAACUUCAUGAUGGUGGUGCUGCAGUCGCUGCACAUCUUCUGGGCCUACCUCAUCAUCCGCAUGGCCCAGAAGUUCAUAACUGGAAAGGUGGUGGAGGACGAGCGGAGCGACCGUGAGGAGACGGACAACUCUGAGGAGGAGGAGGAGGUGGCCAAGAACGGGCCCCUCUCCAACGGCCACCCUGUCCUCAACAACAACCACCGCAAAACCGACUGAGCGCCCCGGACCCGAGAGCUGCCACCUCCUGCUGCCGGCCCGGCCCCUCCGGCCGCUCCACACGGGACCCGGAGCGCCUGCCGGGCCCCUCCCCUCGGAGCGGGGCCGCAGCUCUGCCUCACACUCACCGCUGGUGCCCUUCCACCUCUCACCUGCUGCCUUAAUCCACCGCGGCUCCCCGGGACAGGCGGGGAGCGCACCGGGACCGGCUCCAUCCCCCCGGCCGGCUCCUUCCCGGGACCGGCUCCUUCCCGGGAUCGGCUCCAUCCCCCCGGGCCGGCUCCAUCC
Messenger RNA from Passer montanus (Eurasian tree sparrow), 1567 nucleotides. It is a transcript of the gene CERS2, whose product is annotated as ceramide synthase 2. Gene Ontology annotation, molecular function: DNA binding; sphingosine N-acyltransferase activity. The record is from RefSeq and is a predicted model, not a curated record. Gene Ontology annotation, cellular component: membrane. Gene Ontology annotation, biological process: ceramide biosynthetic process. Bases 149 to 1279 code for a protein of 376 amino acids. NCBI's taxonomy places the organism in Eukaryota, Metazoa, Chordata, Aves, Passeriformes, Passeridae. The transcript is spliced from 11 exons.